AAUCGGUUGAAUUUAUUUAAAUACCUUUUUAAAAAUAUGUUUAAAAUCAAUUCAAUAAAGCUUGAUUAAUAUUUGUUGUACAAUUACUAUGUUAUUUGUUGUCAAAGCAUGAUGAAUGAUCAGUUCAAAUUAGUUAUUGGUAUAUAGUAGCAAAAUUCACGUUACAAAAAUAUUGAUUAAUGAAAUUUUUAUUAUUUACCGUUGCGUUUUGAUUAUUGGUUUUAAGAACUUAGUUAAAAAACCAUGAAGUUCAAGAUAUCAUUUGCAAUUGUUAUUUUCAUUAACACGCUAUUACCAGGGGCAACGAGUGAUACGAUUGAACUAAUAAUUAACACAUUGUCAAAACCGUCAGCAUCAAUUACAUGGGAAAAUGAGAGAGCAGACAUCUUUUCAGUUUAUUUUUAUAAAAAAUCUAGUAUUCAAAAGACUAUUCAAAACAAUGAAGAAAGAAGAAACUUUACUAAAUCCAAAGCACUUAUAGUUCUCGAUUUCAGUGCUGAAUACACUUUUGUUACAACAUGUACACAGAAUGGAUCAGAAAGUGAGCGUGGUCACACAGUUGUACUGAAAACACCUGCAACUCCUAAACCUAUUGCAUUAUCAAAAAAUACUGCUCUUGUUUUGUUACUCUACUUUCCUGAUGCUAAGUUUAUUCAAUUGAUUGUACAAAGAUUACCCCAACCAUCUGAAAUACCAGAAACAACUAAAGUUAAUACAACUGAACUAUUACCUGAGUAUAAUACUGAUAUUAAAUCCAGAUAUAUUGCCAUAACAGUUGAUCAUUUGGUGAAGGAUGAAAUUUUUAUUGUUGGCAAUGAUUCAGUGUAUACGUACAAUAAUGUUGUUUAUCACAAUGUUCCUCUUGAGCCAAACACAAAAUAUAUGUUUUUCCAACGUACAUAUUUAAACAAUACUGUGCAUUUUUCUCACGAAUGGAUGGAAGUUCAGACAAAACCUGAAGAAGCAACUAAUACGCUUAGUGGAACGAAGAUAGGAUUAAUAUCAGCUGGAACUGUACUUGGUGCCUUAUUACUUGUAAUUGGAUUUUGUUGUAUUUUGUGUUAUCAACAUUCAAAUAAAUCAGUCAAAGAAAAUAAUGAGAUCAUUGAACGUAGACCAACAGUUACUUCAGAUCACAUUCCUAAUAUGAAGUUUAGUAGCUUGGUAAGCGCUAUUGAUCGAACUCCUAAUGUUUCCAUUGUGAAAACAAACAGCAAUGCUAAAAAGAUCAGUAGUUUUCAACCUCAUGUUGAAUAUGAUGUUCGUGCAAAAAUAAAUGAUUACUAUAAAAAUGCUACAUUCAUACCUGGUUUUCUGAUGGAACGGGAUUAUAUAGUAUUGGAAAGUCUUUUGGAGGAUGAAGUUGAUCUUUUGUGGAAGGUUGUUUGGGAAAACAAUGUUAACCAAAUUGUUAUGAUCGGAUGUUUUGAAGAAAAAAAAAAGUGCCUUUGCAAACAAUACUUUCCGUCAGAAGAUGUACCCAUGGUUUUCAAUAUGUACAAUGUGUCUGUUAUUAAAGUUCAAAAUUAUGCAAAUAUGAUUUCUAGGACGAUUUCUUUAGAAUGUGGAGGUGUGAAGCGAAUUGUUUAUCAUUAUCAAUUUUUAAGUUGGAAAUCUGAUCAAGGGAAACCAUCUCACCCAUCGCUAUUUAUUCAAUUUGUUUUAUCAAUAAUUAAGGAGGAAAUUCAGAACAUAGCACCGAUUAUUGUCCAUAGCACAUCAAGGAAAGAUUUUGCGAAUGUAUAUACAUGUGUUGAUGCUCAAAUGCGUAGUAUUGUUGAGCGAAACGAUGUCAAUGUUCACUCUAAUGUGUUAAAAAUCCGCAACCAAAUCAAAUCUUUAGAAGAAUUUAUUUUUGUUCAUGACUGUGUAUUAGAGUUCAUUCGUGUAAAAAGCUUUGAAGACAUCUCUAUUGAAAAUCUAUCCAAAUACCUUGAUAGCAUUAAAAAAGAAAAUUCAAAAGAGAUUAACUCCGAGUUUAAUUUCAUCUUGAAGAACCUCUCAAAUAAUCAAAAAUCUUUAGUAGCUGAUAUUAAAGACCCAGAUAGUUGUUUCAAACCAUUUGACUAUAAUAGAGUCAAAAUAAAUAACUCUGAUAACACUGACUACAUAAAUGCAAGCUAUAUAGAUACUUUUCUGAAAAAAAAAGCUUAUGUUGUCAUAGAAACACCUAAACCUCAAAAGAUUGAAUCAUUUUGGCAAAUGAUUAUUAAAAAAAAAUUGUGGGUUGUGAUACUAUUUAGUGAAAAAGAAGAUGAGGAACUUGAAUGUUUUUUGACAGAUACAUUGUGUAAUAACUUCUCUUUAAAGUUGAUAUCUGAAAAAUCUAAUAUUGAAAAGUGUUUCAAAGCUUGGUGCUUACUUUUAACUUUAAAGUCAGACACGGAAGCAUCAGAGGAGGCAGGUGAAGGAAAGUUAAUUACAUUCUAUCAAUAUCUUAAAUGGCCAAAAUCCGAGAAUCUUUCAUUGGAAAACAUUUCACAUUUUCUCAACUUUGUUCAAGAAUCUGAAGAAGAAAAAGUAAAACUUGAUGCAAAAAGAAUUUUAUUAGUUUCAAGUUUCGAAGGAGGUCAACUUGGCACUUAUAUUGCACUGAAAUCUAUUGCAGAGGAAAUUGAGUCUUCUGGCAACGUUAAUAUAUUUCGAACAAUUUAUACUUUACGUCAACAAAGACAAGGGAUAAUUCAAACCGAGGCUGAUUAUGCUUUAAUAUACGCAUGUGCUUUGGAACUAACAAAAAGGCUUCAAAGAACCGGUGAAGUUAUAGAAGACAGGAACACACUUUCAGUAAGAAAUGAACAAAACGUUACUGACACACAAAGUACUUUUCUCUCAUCAAACUCUCUAAAAAACUUUAUCGGACAUACAAAUUCAGGUUUCAAUAAUGAAGAAGUUGUUUGUUCUAGCUAAGUUAGUUACCCUAACGAAGUUUUUUCUUAUCACUGCUUGAUCUAAAGAAGUUGAUUGAUCUGUUGAAGUCGCCAAUACUGACGAGAUUGUUUUUUUUUGUAAUAACAUUAAAAGUUAUCGAAAAUAACGAUUGAAUAUUAACUAGGGUUACCAGAUGUCCGGGUUUUAUGAAGGAGAAGAAGAGUUCAAUUCUUAUAGGUUCGGUAUUUUCCUCCGUAGAACCCGGAUAUCUGGCGACCCUAACAUUAACGGAGUAAAAGUUUUUUAAGAAUGUAGAAUUUAAUUAUUUCAUUCAACAAAAUUAUCAGCAGUAAA
Hydra vulgaris (swiftwater hydra) is the source of this 3225-nucleotide messenger RNA. RefSeq names its product receptor-type tyrosine-protein phosphatase eta. Gene Ontology annotation, biological process: protein dephosphorylation. Gene Ontology annotation, molecular function: protein tyrosine phosphatase activity. Lineage: Eukaryota; Metazoa; Cnidaria; Hydrozoa; Anthoathecata; Hydridae. The record is from RefSeq and is a predicted model, not a curated record.